GCCUCGUCUUUGCCGGCACACCUUCCAUGCCGCUCACGAUCUCGGUCAUCAUUGGCUCGGUCCGCCCGGGCCGCCAGGGCCUCCGCGCAGCCAAGCACGUCGAGGCGCAGCUCCUUGCGCAAGGCAUCAACGUGCACCUCAUCGACCCGGUCGUCCUCCAGAUCCCGUUGUUUGGUAACCGGUACGACUACCUUCCGGCAGACCAAAAGACGCCGGCGCUCACCGAAGUCUACGAAAAGUUUACCGAGAGCGACGCGUUCGUUAUCGUGACGCCCGAGUACAACCACGCGUACUCGCCCGUCAUCUCGUCGCUCAUGAACUACUUUUACCACAACGAGUUUUACUACAAGGUCGCCGGCAUUGUCUCGUACAGCAUGGGCCCGUUUGGCGGCGUCCGCGCGGCCAUCCAGCUCCGCGCGUACCUCGGCGAGCUCGGGUUGGUGUCGAUCCCCAAGCUCCUCCCGUACCCGGUCAUCCAAGCGCUCCUCAACGAAGACGGCAGCGUCCAAGACGGCGCGGCCGGCGCCGACUCGCUCGCCGACAGCUCGGCCAAGUUUGUCAAUGAGCUGGUGUGGUAUGCUAAGAGCCUCAAGGCCGCCCGCGCCGCCGGCAUGCCUUAAUGUCCUCCGUCAUCACGAUAUUGAAUGGUUUCUGGACGACAUAGUAGUAAUGCCAUGCCAACCACGCUCUUGG
Molecule: messenger RNA, 693 nt
Organism: Saprolegnia parasitica CBS 223.65
Lineage: Eukaryota; Oomycota; Saprolegniomycetes; Saprolegniales; Saprolegniaceae
Exons: 1
Coding region: 27-620 (197 amino acids)
Cellular component (GO): cytosol
Molecular function (GO): oxidoreductase activity; FMN binding
Source: RefSeq, a predicted model, not a curated record